Messenger RNA from Jaculus jaculus (lesser Egyptian jerboa), 1431 nucleotides. It is a transcript of the gene Degs1, whose product is annotated as delta 4-desaturase, sphingolipid 1. The transcript is spliced from 3 exons. Gene Ontology annotation, biological process: ceramide biosynthetic process. The record is from RefSeq and is a predicted model, not a curated record. Gene Ontology annotation, molecular function: sphingolipid delta-4 desaturase activity. NCBI's taxonomy places the organism in Eukaryota, Metazoa, Chordata, Mammalia, Rodentia, Dipodidae. Bases 114 to 1085 code for a protein of 323 amino acids. Gene Ontology annotation, cellular component: membrane.
UAGCCGUCCUCCACGAGCCGCGAGCCGCCGCCGCCACUUGAGAGAGAGAACGAGGCCGAGAGAACGGCGGAGAGACCCGGGCGGGGAGCGGAGUGCGAGCGCGAGCCGCCGCCAUGGGGAGUCGCGUGUCACGGGAAGAUUUCGAGUGGGUCUACAGCGACCAGCCGCACGCCGACCGGCGCCAGGAGAUCCUAGCCAAAUAUCCAGAGAUCAAGUCCCUGAUGAAGCCUGACCGCAGGCUGGUCUGGAUCGUGAUCAUGAUGCUCCUCUCCCAGUUGGCUGCACUUUACUUAGUGAAAGACUUGCACUGGAAAUGGGUCAUAUUUUGGGCCUAUGUCUUUGGUAGUUGCCUUAACCACUCAAUGACUUUGGCUAUUCAUGAGGUUUCCCACAACUUCGCCUUUGGCCACAGCAAAUCACUUUGGAAUCGCUGGUUUGGAAUGCUUGCUAAUCUCCCUAUUGGGGUUCCAUAUUCCGUUUCCUUUAAGAGGUACCACAUGGACCAUCACCGAUACCUGGGGGCUGAUGGCAUUGAUGUGGACAUUCCUACUGACUUCGAGGGCUGGUUCUUCUGCACCACGUUCAGGAAGUUCAUGUGGGUUGUCCUCCAGCCUCUCUUUUAUGCUUUUCGACCUUUGUUCAUCAACCCCAAGCCGAUUACCAGCCUGGAAAUCAUCAAUACUUCAGUCCAGAUCAUUUUCAACAUUAUCAUUUACUAUCUUUUUGGAGUUAAGUCUUUAGUAUACAUGUUGGCAGCAUCCCUGCUUGGGUUGGGUUUGCACCCAAUUUCAGGACAUUUUAUAGCAGAACAUUACAUGUUCUUAAAGGGACAUGAAACAUAUUCGUAUUACGGACCUCUGAAUUACCUCACCUUCAAUGUGGGUUAUCAUAAUGAACAUCAUGACUUCCCCAACAUUCCUGGAAAAAACCUUCCACUGGUGAGGAAAAUAGCAGCUGAAUACUACGAUACCCUUCCCUGCUACAAUUCCUGGGUGAAAGUACUGUAUGACUUUGUGAUGGAUGACACCAUAAGUCCCUACUCAAGGAUCAAGAGGCCGCCAAAGGGACAGGAAGUUCUGGAAUAAAUAUCAUCAGAGCCAAAGAAACUCUCCUGGGCUUUAUAAUAGCUGAUACAAUGGAUUUUUUUUUUUCUCCUGAUAAACUUUAGUAAGGUCAAUGAUGCUUAGAAGCUGUCCUGGUGCAGUUUCCACCUGGGAUCUCCAGGGUGUCAUCACAAAGCUAAUCUGGUUUGAGAAGGCCAGCCUGCCUCUUUACUCACCUUUACUCCCUCACUGUGUUCUCUUCGCUGCGGAUGUCUUCUCCCCACGUCUGUCGUUUUGUAAGCAUGUCGUAAUAAAGCUUACUAUGUUAUUUUUGUCAGGAGGAUUUCUUUAUUAAAACACCUAAUAAACUAAACUGUUAACCACGGUA